UGUUCCAUCAAGUGGGUGCUUUAAUUUGGGUAGAACUGACGUACGUUUAGGUACAACACUUGCAGGAAUGUAUGAUAGAUUUCCUUUAACCCCAGUUUUUUGUUUCUUUGACCAGCUGUGGUGUUUUUCCAUGUGGAUCUUGGACAUAGAGCUGGUUAUGCUUAUUCCUAAAUAGUUUAUAUUUUUGUUGUAAUUGUAAAUGGUGUCUUUUUUUUUCCCCUAGUGUAAUGCACAAGAGGAAAAAUUAAAAAGAUAUACUUCUUUUGUCACCUCAUUCUACUCAUAUUAUUACUAAUAGCUUCUAAGUUGAUUCCUUUAUGUUUUCUAGUUGAGCAUUUUUGUCGUCUGCAGGUAAUUUUGGCCAGGUGGUAAGUGGAUGGACUGUGGAGUGACAAGAACCUGCUUCUGCUCAUGACCUGGGUUCUUUGGAUAAAUACCUGGAAGUGAGAUAGCUGGAUCAUAAGGUUCUAGUCUACAGGAACAAGACGUUUUCAGUAAUACAGGAAGAAGGAGGUUCCAGGCUUGGGAGAUCAUCGUUUCUGGCAGCAGCCUGACCUGAGAUAUCCGACCACAACUUCUGGGCAGGCCCAGAGUAGACAGAAGACAGAGCACACCCUGGAGUUGCUAGCUUGCUCUUAAGAACAGGAGAGAUGACCAAGGCCCAGGAAUCAUUAUCAUUUGAGGAUGUGGCUGUGGGCUUCACCUGGGAGGAGUGGCAGCUCCUGGAUCCGUCUCAGAAGGACCUGUACAUGGAUGUAAUGUUGGAGAACUACAGCAACCUGCUGUCAGUAGGAUAUCAAGCUACCAAACCAGAUUCACUCUUCCAUUUGGAGCAAGGAGAACCACCAUGGAUAGUAGAGGGAGCAGCCCAUAGUCAAACCUGUCCAGAAGAAAUAUGGGAGAUUGACCAUAUGCAGUGGCACCCAGAAAACCAAAACGAGAUUAAAACUUUGGAAAGAUGUCAGCAGAGUUAUGCACUUGGAAAUAAUUUUGAUGUAUGCAAAACUCUUAUUCCUUUAAAACAAAGGCACAAUAAAUUUGGCUCACAUUGUAAAAGUUUGAAAUCACAUUUAGGUUUUGUAGUCCAGAAUGGAAGAUAUGCAGGAAAGGAUUCUGAUGAGUUUAGUAGAUAUGGGAAAUCAUCUCUCUACAUCCAGCAUGAUAAAUCUCUUACUGAAAUUAAAUACCAUGGGUGUGUUAAACCCAGUAGCACUAAAUCACAGCUCAAUGACCAUCAAAAAGCUUAUCCAGGAAAGAAACCACAUGAAUGCAAUGAGUGCGGGAAAGCCUUCUCCAGGAAGGCACAGCUUGUUAGACAUCAGAGAACUGAAAGAGGAGAGAAACCCCACGGUUGCAAUGAAUGUGGGAAAACAUUCAUGAGGAAGAUUCAGCUCACCGAACAUCAAAGAACUCACACAGGAGAGAAACCCCACGAAUGUAAUGAAUGUGGAAAAGCCUUUUCCAGAAAGUCACAGCUUAUGGUACAUCAGAGAACUCACACAGGAGAGAAACCCUAUGGAUGCAGUGAAUGUGGAAAAGCCUUCAGCCGGAAGUGCCGGCUCAAUAGACAUCAGCGAUCUCAUACUGGAGAGAAACUUUAUGGAUGCAGUGUGUGUGGGAAAGCCUUUUCCCAGAAGGCAUACCUCAUUGCACAUCAGAGACUUCACACAGGAGAGAAACCUUAUGAAUGCAGUGAAUGUGGAAGAACCUUCUUUUUUAAGUCAGACCUGACCAAGCAUCAGAGAAUUCAUACAGGAGAGAAACCUUAUGAAUGCAGUGAGUGUGAAAAAGCCUUCAGAAGCAAAUCGAAGCUCAUUCAGCAUCAGCGAACUCAUACAGGAGAGAGACCAUAUGCGUGCAGUGAAUGUGGCAAAGCCUUUGCCCACAUGUCAGUCCUCAUUAAACAUAAGAAAACUCAUUCAAGAGAGAAAGCUAUAAACUCACUGAAGGUGGAGAAACCUUCCUCAGGGAGUCAUGGCUCUUUAUACAUGAGUGAACUUGUAGGGGAGCAAAACUCUAAGAACACAGUGCCUGUGGAAAUGUCUUCUUUGGGAACUCAGCCCUUAUUAAACAUCAGUGAGCUCCUAGGGGGUAGAAAUGUAGUGAUUGUGGAACAGCCUUUUCCAAGGAGUCAGACUUCAGUAGAUAAUCGGGAUUUUGCACAGGGAAUAAGCCUUGCAAAUGCAGUGAAUGUGACAACACCUUCAGUAAUAAAUUAUGUCUUAUAUGUUACGGAUAUUGUGUAGGAAAAAAAUCCUCUGAAACCAGAAAUGCAGAAAAGCCUUUAGCAAGAAUCCUCCAUGCCUUUAUGUUAGAGCUCACUUAGGACAGAAAUGCUAUGGAUGCAGUGGUUGUGGAGAACACUUGUGUGAGAAGUUAGACUUACUAAAUGUUAGUGAAAGCAUAUUGUGCAAAAAUGCAGCUAUUGUGGGGAAGCCUUUUCCUGGAGGUCAUAUCGUGGUUGGUAUCAAAGAAUUCCCACAGGACUAAAACCUCAGGAAAGAAUGUGAUGGUUUUCAGUGAUAAAUUGUGCCUCACCACAUGUCAGAGAAGCAUGGAGGGACAACUCUAGACACACCAAAUGUGGAAAAUAUUUUUAGUAAAAUGUGGAAGAACUCAUAGAAAAGAGAAACCCAUGAAAGCAAUAAAAGAUGGAAAUUCUAACACCAGAUUAACUCAUGAAUCACAAUUUUAUACCUUGGGAAUCUGGGAAAGACUUCUUUAAUAAAUGAAACCUUCUUGACACCAGGAAUUGCAUCAUGUAAUGAAAACCUACGAAUAUAAUGAAUGUGGAAAUACAGCUAUAUUAGUUUCUUAUGGCUGCUGUAACAAAUUACCACAAAUUUGGUGUCUCAAAACAACCCAAAUUUAUUAUCUUACAGUUCUGGACGUCUAAAGUCUAAAAUGCAUCUCCCUGGGCUAAAAGCAAGGUGUUGGCAGGGCUGCAUUUCUUUUUGGAGGCUCUAGGGGAGAAUCUAUUUCUUUGCUUUUCCAGCUUCUAGAAGCUGCCCCAAAUUCCGUGGCUCGCAACCCCCUUCCAUCCUCAAAGCAGCAAUGGCGGGUCAACUCUUUCAUCACUCUAACAGUGAUUCUUCUGCCUCCCUCUUCCACAUUUAAGGACCCUUGUGAUUAUAUUGGGCCCACCCAGAUAAUCCAGGAUAAUCUCCCCACUUAACAUCAGCUAAUUAGCAACUUUAACUCUAUUUGCUGUUUGGAGUCCCCUUUGAUUUAUAAUCCAACAUAUUCACAUGUCCUAGAGAUUAGGAUGUGGACAUCUUUAGGAGACGGUUAUUCUGCCUACCACAGACCACCCUCUGGCACCCAAUGAUUCAUGUCCAUCCCACAUACAAAAAGCAUUUACCCUAUCCCAACAUCUCUAAAUGUGUCAACCCGUUACAGUACCAACUCAAAGUCCAAAAUCUCACUAAAAUUUAUCAGCUCAAAAGUGCCAAAUUUCAUCAUCUAAAUCAAGUAUUGAUGAGGCUCUGGGUACAAUCCAUCCUGUGAACAAUUCCAGAGGCACAAUUCCUCUCUGUGAACCUUCUGUGAAGCUUUAAAACUCGAGAAACAAUUUAUAUGGUCCUAAAAUACUUAAUUCCAUCUUCUACCUUAAUUCCUAUUUACCAUGUAAUGUAACAUAUUUCCAGGUUCUGGGGAUUAGGACAUAGACAUCUUUGGGAGGCCAUUAUUCCACCUACCAAAAAACAUUAGAUUUCAGAGAAUUUACACUGCAGUAAAUUCCAACCUAGCCAUCAAAUAAAUUUAAAAAAGCAUGUUCCCAGAGAAAUAAUUAUAGUAAUUAUGAUCUAAGUACACUAACAUUUUUUUUCUAUAAUCAGUGAAUCUUACACUGUGGUUGUUAGAUAUGAGUACCAUGGAGUGCUCUUGUAAUGUAUAAAUCAAAUUAUCAGCACUGGAAAAGAACUGUUAAAUGUCCUAAAGGAACAUGAAAUCUAUGCUGCUGAAAAUGCUGCCACACAUAUGUUUGUAUGUAUUCUAAAAUUGUAUAAAUUGACAUAUCUGCAUAUACCAUAAUGCACCUAAAUACUGACCAAUAUUUUUCACAGCCAACUCCAAGAAAGUCUUUUUUCUUAACAUUAAAUGUUUCAUGUGUAUACCUCCCACCUUAAAUAGCUAAAAAAGUGGAAUAUAUGGAUGCACUGUUUUCAGACAUGGGGUGAGAGGGAGCGCAGGACAGCUAUCUCUGAAAGAAAGGAAACAAGUGAAGUGAGCCUUACAAUUGCCCCAGCUUACUGCUGAGAGUGAGUUUCCAUUCUGCAGCAUAGGGAGGAGGAACCUAAAGAGAUCCUAGCAGUCUCCCUGAAUUGAGAAAAAGUUGAGAGUUUGGAGAAUUGAGGGUGGCUCAGAUUUGUGGGGCAGAUUACAGGAGAGGAGAGAGCUGCACCCAGAAAGAGUUACAGAGUUCUGUAGAGUUCCCCUACAAGUUUUUAAGUUGUAAUCAGCACAUAUAUGUGAGGAAGCUCCCUAGGCUGGAGAAAGAACCACUGGAAAUGAACAGGCAGAACCAUCCUUGGAGCUUGCCCAAGGUUGAGAAUAAUUUGUGUUUCCACCAGCUGGAAUGGAAACAACUCCUUACUUUUGGAGAAUCACAGUGGAAGUUCAGAAGAGUCUUGCCUCAGUGGGUGGCUUACAUGGGAUCUAGACUACAGGCUGCUCUGAACCCUCCUAACAAAGUAUAAACACAAGCCACUAAAGGACCAAACUGUUUCCAAGUAAUUUAACUGCUUCCCAGAACAAAGCCCAAUAGUAUUUAAAGGAUUAGAAAGCAAUCCAUCAACUGGUAAUGAAAAAUUCACAAUGUCUGGCAUCUAAUCAAAACCUAGCAGGUAUGCAAAGAAGCAGGAAAAUAGGACCCAUGAACAUGAAGAAAAGUCAAUAGAGACCUAGAAGUGGUGUGGGUGAGAGAAUUAGUAGAAAAUGAUGUUAAAAGCAGCUAUUAUAAAUAUGCUAUAUGCUCAAGAAUGUUGUGUCAGGUAGAUUAUAAAAUAUAAUUUACUGUGGGGUUCUCUCCAUGUGAGCAAAGGGGCAGACCAGGCCCAGUCUAGGCACUAGAGCCUCUGUCCCUAGGAUGUUCAGCCUUCCAGGAAGGGGCCCAAAGGAAGCAGUUGUCAUCAGUGAGGACGGGGUCCCAUGAGGAGGACCAAGCCCAGCUGAAUUUGGGGAGUGUAGUUUGGCCUGUGUCCAGUUCCUCUUUGCUUUUUUUUAUGAGAUCAGGCACCUGUGGUGGGCUGCUGAGGUUUCUGGGAGGUACAGUUUGGGGUACAUUGUCUUCCUGGUUAGGGGCUUGUGCAUCUUGGCUGUUUGGCAGCCACAGGGGUUUCUGGGACACGCAAUUCAUUUGCCUUCAGUCAUUUUUCUCCACAAGAGUGAAUUCUACCUGAGUCUGAGUGGUGGUUGAAGAGGGUACCUGUCAGAACCCCGACCAAAAGCCACUGGGGCUUCUGUAAGCAGCAUGAGAGGGAAUUGUUCUUGUUUGGUUCAAUUCCAAGUCCAUCCAGUGGCUCGGCUGGGACCUGGUUGGAUUUUGGUGGGUCUGUCCUGCUGUGUGCCCCAGGCAGGAAGUGGCUCCAGGGAACUCCAUUGCAUGGGAUGCAUUUGCUCUCAUUCUUCUUGGUCUAGGGGCCAGAUGGAUCCAUGUUGGGGGCCAGAAGGGGAAUUUGAAUGUGUCCUGUGUGUCCUAUGGGGUGUCUAGUCCAGGCCGCUUCUUCCCAGCCCUGUUACCAUGAACAGAAAGCUUACAGAACAAUGUCUGCCAUGCAGUGCCUUGAGGACUAAGUGAGCAACUUUUAAAUAGUAUUAUUGUUAUGAAUGGGAAGAUGAUUUAGGCAGAAAGAAAUUUGAUUUACACACUUUAGAACCUACAACGCUGGUGUACAGAUGUACGGAUUCCACCCACUUUGUCUUGAUUUCCAGUCCAGAACUUGGGUCUCUAGAUUCUAGAACCUGCCAGACCCCAGAUAAAUCAAGAGGCAGCCACCCCACCACAAGUUGCCUGGUACUCAUCUUGUUCAGGGGUGCAGUUACUCCAGGUUCCCACUGGCUUUCUCUCUGUUUGUAUCUGUUUAAGGGAGGAUGGGGGGAGAAGACUAGGAAUUCCUAGGUGGUAUGUGGGCUGGUUAGUCUGAUCUCCGAGGGCUCCUUUUUCCAACCACAGCCUUAUACUUUUAAGAAUCCAUCCUUCAUUGAAAGAGAAUAGUUGAGUAAUUGUCCAAAUUCUAAAAGCUAGGCCUCUCUCUGAACAGUGUCUCCUUUACUCUUGAUCACAGAUCUCUUGUCAGGUGUUCAGAACCAGAAAAAGACAAUACCCUAAAAGUGCUGGCCAUUUCCUAACAACAGAAGAAAUUGACCAAGGCCCUGGUGGGUUUUUAUUUGUUUCUCCAUUUUGCCUUUCAUCCUCAUGGAUUUGCAGAGGCUUAUAAAAAUAACUAUUGGGGGCCGGUCCCGUGGCCUAGUGGUUACGUUUGGUGUGCUCCGGUGGCCUCGGUUCGGUUCCCGGGUGUGGACCUACGUCACUCGGUGGCCAUGCUGUGGUGGCAACCCACAUACAAAAUAGAGGAAGAUUGGCACAGAUGUUAGCUCAGGGCAAAUCUUCCUCAAGCAAAAAAAUUUAAAAAACUAUUAAAUGGAAACAUACACUUUCCUAAAUUCAGAGUUUGAGAGAAAAUAAACACUAAAAUCAAGAUUAGGAUGAAGUUACAAUGGGGAAAUGUAGGUCAUAGGGUUCAUAUAAAGGAAUACUAGUGAAUAAAUAUGUAAGAAUAUAUGAUGUACUUAAGUUGAAUUACAAAUUGUUUCUAAUGUUUCUGGUAUCAAUAAUGUGUUAGUUUUCUGUUGGUGUCAAAAGAAACUUUUAGCAGCUUAAAACAAUGCAAAUUUAUUAUUUCACAGUUCUUUAAGUCAGAAGUCUGGGUUGGCUUGGCUGAUUGCUCUAUUUUUCAUUAGACUGAAAUCAAGGUAUGGGCCAAUGGGGCUCUUAUGGGAAGGCUCUGUGAAGAACCUGCUUCCAAGCUUAAGCAGGUUGUUGGUAGAAUCCAUAUCCUUGUGACUGUAAGUCUGAGAUCCCUGUUUCUUCGCUGGAUGUCAGCUGGUGGUCGAUCUUUGCUCCUAGGGGCUGCCUGCAUUCGUUCUGAUGCUUUCCAGGUGGACCCCCUCCAGCAAUUGAUUGAGUUCCUCUCAUGCUUCAGAUCUCUCCAACUUCCCUUUCUGACACGUCUCGCUGACUGUCUCUUCCACCUUCCUCUUCUGCUUUUAACUGCUUAUGUGAUUACAUUGGGCCCACCUAGAUAAUUCAGGUUAAUCUCCCAAUCUUGCAGUCAGGUGACUAGUGAUCUUAUUACAUCUGCAAACUCCCUUCACAGUAGUACCUAAAUUAAUAUUUGAUUGAACAGUUAAGGGGCAGGAAUCUUGAGGGGUGAUCUUUAGAAUUCUAAUAUAAAUAAUAACAUGAGAAACACUAGAAGUUAUAUGAUAGAUGUUGUUCAUAACGAGAAAUCAGGCCAACUCCUCAGAGGAAAUAAUUAUUUGCCAGCACUUAAGUAUAUGAAGUGAAUUAAGGAUCAAAGUUUCUAUUUUCCCACGUGGAUAUCCAGUUGUUCCAGCAACACUGGUUAAAAUGGCUUUACCCAGUGGACUCACUUGUCAUUUUGAUCUAAAAAUCAAUUAAAUGUAUUAGUGUGAGUUUAGUCUUGGACACUCUUAUCUCUUCCAUUUACCUGUGUGUCUGCCUCUACAUCAAUGCUGCACUUGUCUUGAUUAUUAUAGUUUUAAAGUAAGUCUUUAAUCAGAUAAAAUUAAGUUCUCCAACUUCUUCCUUCUGUUUCAGUAUUAUUUUGGCUUUUCUAUAUCCAUUGCUUAUCAAUGUGAGAAUGAGCUUAUUUAUUUGUUUUAAAAAUGCCUUCUGUAAUUUUGAUAGUGAUUGCAAUAAAUCUAUUUAGGUAGAAGAACAGUUAAACAGUGUACAGUCUUUCAAUCUAUGAACAUGGUAUAGCUUUCCUUUUAUUUGGAUAUUCUUUAUUUCAGCAAUGUUUUGUGGUUUACAUUGUAGCAAUCUUGCACAUCUUUUAUUAGAUUUAUUCUUGAAUAUUUUAGGAUUUUUUUUUUUUUGCUAUUGUAACUGGUAUCAUUUUAGUUUUAUAAGUUCUAGUAGUUUUCUGUAGGCUUUCUUGGGUUUCCUUUAUACACAGUUAUGUUGUCUGCAAAUAACUAAUACUUCUUUUCUGAUCUUUAAUCCUAUUAUUUUUCUUGUUUUAUUGCACUGGUAAGGUCCCCUAGUAUGAUAUAGAAUUUGAGAGUGGGAAUCUUUGUGUCAUUCUCAAUCUGAAUGGAAAAGUGUGUUUUGCACAUGGAGUGGUCGUGAAUUUUGGUGCCACAAGGGCAGACUGUACUAGCUUGAAUAAUGUGCCUUUUAUUAUUAUUAUUAUUGAUUUUGUUGUUAUUAUUUUAGUGGUUGCUAUAGGGCUAACAAUAUGGCAUCUUUAAUUUAUCAAGGUUGACUUAGAAUUGAUAUGUGCCAUUUUACACUACUCGUUUCACACAUGACACCUUACCUUUCCCACUUCACACUUCUAAUUCACACAUUCCAUUUCACACUUCAAAAAAUUUAAUAACCUUAUGGCAGUAUAAUUCCAUUUGGAUUUACUCCCUGUCCUUUGAGCUAUUGUUGCCCUACCUUUUAGUAUUUUAUUGUUAUAAACUCACAGUGUUAUUUAUUUUGUUCCAAAGCAGUAAAGGGCCAGAUGGUAAAUAUAUUCAGCUUUGCAAGCCAUUACAGUCUCGAUCACAACUGUUCAAUGCUCUGUUCUAUAGUGAAAACAUCCAUAGGCUUGUAAACAAAUGGCUUUGGCUAUGUUCCAAUAAAACUUAAUUUACAAAAAUAGGCAGUGGGUUGGGUUUGCCCACCUCUGUUCUAAACAAUUUGUCUUUUAAGGAAAAUGAGAAGAAUAAAAACGUAGUCUUAUAAAUAUCCUGUUUGUCGUUUCUGGUGGUGUUCAUUUCUUUCUGUUGAUUUGAGUUUUCCACUAGUGUAAUUUUCCUUCAGCCUGAAAACAUCCUUUAACGUUUCUUCUGUACAGGUCUUUUGGCAGUGAAUUCUCUCAGAUUUUGUUUAUUUAAAAAUAUAUUUAUUUCACACUCAUUUUUUAAUAAUAUUUUCCCUGGAAGUAUUCUGGGUUCUAGGUUGACAGUGCUUUUCUUUCGUCACUUUAAAGGUGUGAUUCUACCCAGAAAUCAAAAUAUAGUUAUGUACACUGGAAAUUUAUAUAAUGUUAUAAACCAAU
Messenger RNA from Diceros bicornis minor, 9296 nucleotides. It is a transcript of the gene ZNF577, whose product is annotated as zinc finger protein 577. The record is from RefSeq and is a predicted model, not a curated record. NCBI's taxonomy places the organism in Eukaryota, Metazoa, Chordata, Mammalia, Perissodactyla, Rhinocerotidae. Bases 651 to 2246 code for a protein of 531 amino acids. The transcript is spliced from 6 exons. Gene Ontology annotation, biological process: regulation of transcription by RNA polymerase II. Gene Ontology annotation, molecular function: RNA polymerase II cis-regulatory region sequence-specific DNA binding; DNA-binding transcription factor activity, RNA polymerase II-specific.